This is a messenger RNA of Polyodon spathula (Mississippi paddlefish), 4176 nucleotides long. RefSeq names its product phagosome assembly factor 1 (gene phaf1). The transcript has 17 exons. Gene Ontology annotation, cellular component: dendrite; synaptic vesicle membrane; trans-Golgi network. Lineage: Eukaryota; Metazoa; Chordata; Actinopteri; Acipenseriformes; Polyodontidae. Gene Ontology annotation, biological process: Golgi to plasma membrane protein transport. The record is from RefSeq and is a predicted model, not a curated record. Bases 727 to 2172 code for a protein of 481 amino acids.
GGUUUGACCGGGAAGCGCUAGCGCUGUCCGCGCCGGAAGAUGAAGCAUCAUUGACGCUGGUGUUGCUAAUGGCAGCUCAUUUGUGUUGUCGUUCACUGUAGAGAGUUACCGUAAAGAAACGAAGAAGGAAAUCCGUGUGCUAAUAACAGGCAGGGAUCCACGUAGGAACCGCGUAGAAAGAGAGGCACUUUACACAGCACCGGCAUUUCCAAUACUAGGAGAGAGAUACAUUUAGUUAUAUUUAUUGGAAAGGGACUGCAUGUGAAUAUAAAUAUACAUGCAAUACUGGAAACGGGUGUAGCAGGAAUAUUAGACAUUAUCACUUUAGCGCUGACAUUUGUGUCAAAUAGGACACAUUUAAACAAAAUUGAGUAAGAUAAGAAUACAAAAACUAAAGUCAGGGCAAACGAGUGUAAUCCAGUAGAAGAAAACGCAUACGGCAAUAUUAUAAAUACAAUCUGUGUCAUUUUAUUAUUAUUGGUAUUAUUGUAUUUGUUAUUAUGUAUCUGUCACCGCAAUUUUAGACUCUUAAAAACAAGUUAUUUUUUAAAUGUAAUUUAUGAACGUGUUGUAAUAGUGUUUUAAUUUAGCAAACUGUAUAGAUUGUCGUUGUUUAUUUCACUCGCCUGGAACACUGCACAAUAAUAAUAAUAAUAAUAAUAAUAAUAAUAAUAAUAAUAAUAAUAAUAAUAAGUUGUGGCUGGUGUCUGGCACGAAGUGGUUUUAAUGAAUGUGUUGUUCGUGUUGAUACGAGUGUGCAGGCUAUCCUACGUUGCAGCAGGGGCUGGGGGCUGUCAGUAUUAUUUAAACAGUAUUAGAAACCUGGUUCCGGCCCAGGCACACAGAACUCCGAGUCUCCCUCCUUUAUUUCUGUACGGGCCAAUGCUGGAUCUGGAGGUCGUGCCUGAGAGAUCACUGGGAAAUGAACAAUGGGUAUUUGCACUAGGGAUGCCAUUGGCCCAGGCCAUCGCAAUUCUCCAGAGGCACUGCCGCAUCAUCAGAAACGUGCAGGUUCUCUAUAGCGAACAGAGUCCUCUUUGCCAUGACCUUAUACUGAACUUGACUCAGGAUGGAAUCAAGCUGCUGUUUGAUGCCUGCAGUCAGCGACUGAAGGUAAUUGAAGUCUAUGACUUGAGCAAAGUGAAAUUGAAAUACUGUGGAGUGCAUUUUAACUCUCAGGCAGUCGCGCCGACCAUUGAGCAGAUAGACCAGUCCUUUGGAGCAACGCAUCCAGGAGUGUACAAUGCAGCUGAGCAGCUUUUUCACCUUAAUUUCCGAGGUCUGUCUUUCUCCUUUCAACUGGACUCCUGGAACGAAGCUCCCAAGUAUGAGCCUAACUUUGCCCAUGGCUUGGCCUCCCUGCAGAUUCCUCACGGAGCCACUGUAAAACGCAUGCACAUCUACACUGGAAACAGUCUGCAGGAUACCAAGGCUCCAGCGAUGCCUCUUACCUGCUUUCUGGGGAAUGUGUUUGCCGAGUGCGUUGAAGUAUUAAGAGACGGGACGGGACCCUUAGGGUUAAGACUCCAUCUCCUCGCUGCAGGUUGUGGCCCCGGGGUGAUGGCAGAUGCUAAGGUUCGAGUGCUGGAGCGCUGCAUAUACUUCGGAGAUUCGUGUCAGGAUGUUUUGAGUACUCUGGGGUCACCACAUAAAGUCUUCUAUAAAUCCGAGGACAAGAUGAAGAUUCACUCUCCUUCUCCUCACAAGCAGGUUCCCUCCAAAUGCAAUGACUACUUCUUCAACUACUUCACGCUUGGAGUGGAUAUACUGUUUGAUGCCACUACUCAUCUGGUGAAAAAGUUUGUGCUACACACGAAUUUCCCUGGUCAUUAUAAUUUUAAUAUUUAUCAUCGAUGUGAUUUCAAGAUUCCACUUGCAAGUAAAAAAGUGUGUGUUGCAGGUGGUGCUGAUUCUCAGAUGGACGCAGGCACUUUGACAACUUACAGCAAGUGGGAUUUGAUUCAGGAGCAUAUUGGUCACCCUAUGGAAAAGCCGGUGGUCCUGCACAGGUCAUCUUCAGCAAAUAACAGCAACCCGUUCGGAUCUACUUUUUGCUUCGGACUGCAAAGAAUGAUUUUUGAGGUGAUGCAGAACAACCACAUAGCCUCAGUAACCCUGUACAGCAGCCAUUCUCGAGCAGCCGAAGCACCUGCCCAGUCCGAUCAACGAUGACCAGUGUGUGUGUUAGAGUUCUUUUGAAUGCCAACAUUUUAGUGAAAGACAGCUGACAGCAUCUUGUUUUUUAAUCUAUACUUGUCAUGGAAACUGCACACCCCAAUGUGCUUGAAAACAGUCUGUCUUAAACCUCUUGUAAAAAGAAAGCUGCAAUUCUCCAGGGCAUGGAACUCCUGGCGUAUUGCAGUACUCUGCUCCCCCCCCCCCUCCCUCCUCCUUUACAACCACCCACCAAUAUAGGGGUCAACCUGGUGUGUGGGCUAUCUUUUAAUAAUGCUUCAAGCUUUUAAAAAAAAAAAUAAUAAUAAUGCCCCGUUUUAAAAAAAAAAAACAUUUAAAAAAUGUAAAAAGAAAUAGAUGUAGCGAUUUUAACUUGUAUUACAUGACUAGACACUGCUGAUUGUGUUUUCAAUGUAUGUAUAGAUUUGUAAAUACAGCAUUUUUUCUACAGUUCUACAGUGUAAGCCUGCAUUGCUUCAUUAAGUCAGAAAUAUUUAUAUUGUGACAUUGCAAGUCUGGACCAGAAUCAGGGGAUACAGUAUGAGGAUGUGUGUUAAUGGUAUUUCUUUACAUUUAGUCUUCCCUUUACUGUGACUUUAUAGAGUGUUGUAACUAGCCCUCCAUGUACAGUAUGAUACAAGCUUACCUUUCUUCCAUUCUUAGCUGUUAACCGAGGCUCUUACUAAGGCUGCUUCUCUGUAUCGAUUGCUUGCUGAAGAUACUUUGUGUCUCUCAAUUUCCUGCACAUCCUGUCUGAAACUGUGUAAUGAAAUGCAUUCCGAGCAUGUAUUCUGAAAUGUUGAAAUGCAUUCCGAGCAUGUAUUCUGAAAUGUUGAAAUGCAUUCCGAGCAUGUAUUCUGAAAUGUUGAAAUGCAUUCCGAGCAUGUAUUCUGAAAUGUUGAAAUGCAUUCCGAGCAUGUAUUCUGAAAUGUUGAAAUGCAUUCCGAGCAUGUAUUCUGAAAUGUUGAAAUGCAUUCCGAGCAUGUAUUCUGAAAUGUUGAAAUGCAUUCCGAGCAUGUAUUCUGAAAUGUUGAAAUGCAUUCCGAGCAUGUAUUCUGAAAUGUUGAAAUGCAUUCCGAGCAUGUAUUCUGAAAUGUUGAAAUGCAUUCCGAGCAUGUAUUCUGAAAUGUUACCACGUCAGACUGUUAGUAAUGGUUUGUGUGCUGGACUGUUUUAAUAGAUAAACUGCAGAAAAGGUAUGGGUUACAUGUCCAGUGUAGAAACCUGAACCACAUAGUCUCGGAAUUGAUAUUAAAUGUCUUCAGAUACAUUGAAUUCGUGGCCAAGGGGUGGGUAGCAAACUUCUGAGCAUUCAGGCAUGUUUGAUUUACCAACAAACUGCUUUGACAAUGGAAAUAGCGGACUGUAAUACAAAUCUCUAAACUGGAAUACAGUUGCUAUGAAUAUGAUCGAAGCAACAUUCAUAUAAAUACUAUUUUCAAAUGUUUUUCAAAUCCAUCAUUUUUUUGGGGAUGCAUUUUUUUUUUUUUAAAUGGCCAUUGCUUAUUGAAAUUGUGAGCUGAUGCAUACAGUAGAAAUGUGGUGUUUGAAAAUUAUAGAUAUUUUUUAAUAUGUUUUAAUAACCUAUAAGUCUUUUCCGCUGUGACAUUUAAAUAAACAUAUCUAAAGUCUCUGCCACAUGGAGCUUUUGAAAAUGCCAUUGUUAAGCUAAGGGACUAAGUUUCAGGGCACUGCAUGGCAGACCCGGCGAGACUUUGGGUUCAAUACAGCAAAGUUGCCUCAAACCUAGGUCUCCUGGAAGCCACUGUUCCUGAAAAAGUGGCUUCGUGUUCCCUCAGCUUUAGCAUUUCAAAAGACGGCAAUAAACACAGCUGGUCCAAAUUGAAAUCCAACCAUAUGCAAAUUUACAGAGUAAUUUGUUGACUUUUUUUUUUUUUUUUUAAACCACUAGAUUCACAUUUUGAUACACGGCUCAUAAUCUUGUUCAUAUCCUCAAAUCCUGAAUCAGAAAAUAAAAAUGGAUGUAAUAAACACGUAAAA